Plutella xylostella (diamondback moth) is the source of this 1100-nucleotide messenger RNA. RefSeq names its product MOB kinase activator 4 (gene Mob4). The record is from RefSeq and is a predicted model, not a curated record. NCBI's taxonomy places the organism in Eukaryota, Metazoa, Arthropoda, Insecta, Lepidoptera, Plutellidae.
AAAAAAACAGAAUAAAAUGUCUAUGGGACAAAUAGUAAUUUUUGCACCGAAUCAAUAGUAAAUUUAAUAAUUAAAACCGGAUUCUUUUCCGUUUUUACCCCGAUUCUCAUCUAAUCUUCUAAAGUGACAAUGGCUGAUGGUGUUGCAAUUUUACGGCGUAAUCGCCCUGGAACUAAAGCUAAAGAUUUCUGUCGCUGGCCCGAUGAGCCCUUUGAAGAAAUGGAUAACACUUUGGCUGUUCAACAGUUCAUUCAGCAAACCAUCAGGCGGGACCCAGCAAACCUUGAAGCAAUAUUCAAAAUACCUGAAGCUCAAGAUGAAGGGGUGUGGAAAUACGAACAUUUGAGACAGCUGUGUAUGGAGCUGAAUGGUCUAGCCGUGAGGCUUCAGAGUGAGUGUAAACCAGAGACUUGCACUCAAAUGACUGCCACAGAACAGUGGAUAUUCCUGUGUGCGGCACACAAGACCCCUAAAGAAUGUCCGGCUAUUGAUUACACUCGCCACACUCUGGAUGGGGCUGCCUGUCUACUCAACAGCAACAAGUACUUUCCUAGCAGAGUGAGCAUCAAAGAAUCAUCAGUGGCCAAGUUGGGAUCAGUUUGCAGAAGAGUUUACCGCAUCUUCUCUCAUGCAUACUUUCAUCACCGGGCUAUAUUUGAUGCAUUUGAAAAAGAGACACAUUUGUGCAAGAGAUUUACCUACUUUGUCACUAAGUACAAUAUCAUAUCGAAGGAGAUUUUGAUUGUACCGAAGUUAGAUGAUGAAGCACCCAUCACUCCAGCUGUGGGCGAAUCAGAAGCCUGAGAUAAGGCUUAUUCAGUAUUAAUUUCUGAUAUAAAAGUAUAAUAUCUUGUAUCUCUAAUGUAUUCUCAAUAGUUUUUUUGAACUUCUUGUAAACUUAAGUUUACAAUUACUGUAAUAUCAAAACAUUUCAGUGGAACUGUUUUAGGUUCUUCAUACAUUUUGGCUACUCGUAGUACUAUGUUUAAAGUUGAAACAUGUAUACUUAGUAGCUUUAUUGUAAGAUAGCAUCAAUGCUUUAUACAGUAAACAUGUAUGUAACCUAUAUUUAUCUCAAAUAUUAAAACAUUUUGACUACU